AUGGCGACGGCGGAAACGGCGGAGAUCUACCGGCUGCCGGAGGAGUGCGUGGCGUACGCCAUCUCGCUGACGACGCCCGGCGACGCGUGCCACUCGUCCGUGGUGUCGCCGACCUUCAGGGCCGCCGCGGACUCCGACGCCGUCUGGGCGCGGUUCCUGCCGCCGGACCACGCCGACGUCCUGGCGCGCGCCGACGAGCCGGUCGCCGUCGCCGGCUGCGUUGGUGCGUCCAAGAAGGAGCUCUUCUUGCGCCUCUGCGACAGCCCUGUCCUCCUCGACGGCGCCACCAUGAGCUUUGGGCUGGAGAGGCGGAGCGGCGCCAAGUGCUUCAUGCUGUCGGCGAGGGCGCUCAGCAUUGCGUGGGGAGACGAUCCUUCGUGCUGGACGUGGACCGCUAGCCCACCAGGAUCCAGGUUCCCGGAGGUGGCGGAGCUCGUGGACGUGUGCUGGCUGGAGAUCACCGGGAAGCUCAGCCUGUCGCUGCUGACUCCGGGGACGACCUACGUGGCCUACCUCGUCUUCGCCAUGGCCGACGACGCGUACGGCCUCGAGUGCCACGUCGGGAUGCCGCCGCCCAAGGCCACGGUCACCGUCUCCUCUGGCGGCGGGACGACUACCAGCAGCAGCGGCAGCAAGACGGCGACGGCGACGCCGGCGCAGGAGCACCCAAUCUGCCUGCACCACAUGCAGGGGGAGGAGGAGGCCGCGGCGCACCGGCGGAAGCAGCAGUACGUGCGCCUCCGCAGGGGUUACGGGAUCAGCGGCGGUGCCCGGAAGACGACGGUGCUGACGACGACGCGGGAGGCCGACCCUGACAUCAGGUGCCCCCGGCGGAGGGGCGACGGGUGGGCCGAGGUCGAGAUGGACGAGUUCAACGUGGCGGGCGACGAGGGCGACGCGGCGGUGGUGGAGGUGACGGUGCAGGAGGUGGAUAGCCGCCGGUGGAAGAGGGGACUCGUCGUGCUGGGCAUCGAGAUCAGGCCCAAGCAGCACACGGCGGGGAUGUUAGCGCUAUAG
Molecule: messenger RNA, 1017 nt
Organism: Miscanthus lutarioriparius
Lineage: Eukaryota; Viridiplantae; Streptophyta; Magnoliopsida; Poales; Poaceae
Source: the annotation of a GenBank genome assembly